UUCCUCGAUUUCAUUUUAUUUUUCGGCGUGACGAGAAAGGGCGGCUUGCUUUUUGCAUCCUGGCUGUGAAUCUUGUGACCGUUUUGCCCCUGAGAGCCACUAUAUAAGCCCCUCUACCGCAGCACAUUGCUUCACACAACACAGUCGAUCGCGUACUCUGAUCUGACCGGUCGCGCCAAACCGAGCUCUAGCAUCAGCUCGUCGGAGUUCGCACCGGUCGACUCAGAACUCUUCACCAAUGGCCGCCGUCCAGGUCCAAGCCGCAACCCACGCCAUGCCCGUCGAGGAGGCUCCGGCGCCGGCGGCGGUGGAGGCUGUCGAGACGGCCGCGGUGGCGGUGGAGGCUGUCGAGCCGGCCGUCGUCGUUGUCGAGGAGACUACGGUGGCAGCGGUGGAGAUUGUCGAGCCGGCUGUCGCCACAGUCGAGGUGGCAGCGGUGGAGGCUGUCGAGCCGGCCGUUGUCGCUCCCCAGGAGGCCGUGAAGGAGGAAGCUGCUGCACCGGCCGUGACCGAGCUGGCGAAAGAGCCGGAGGCAGUUCCAGCAGAGACCAAAGAGGCCGAGCCCGAGGCAGUCCAGCCGGUCGUCGCCGCUGAGGAGGCCCCUGCUGCGCCGGCAGUGGUCGAGACCAAAGAGCCGGAAGCUGCCCCUGCCGAGGGAACAGAGACCGAAGUGGUGGAGCGUGAGGCGGCACCAGCUGAGGUCGAGACCAAGGAACCAGAGCAAGAAGCUGCUCCAGCUGAGACCGAGACCAAAGAGGCAGAGCCAGCCGCUGCCGAGGCUGAGGCCAAAGAGCCGGUGGCAGAGGAGACACCGGCCGAGGAGGAGGCCGCUGCCCCAGAGGCCGUUGUGGCAGUGCAGGAGGAAGCAGCAACUGCCGAGGCACCAGUGGAGGCUGCCGUCGCCGUCGAGGCAGCACCGGAAGAGACAGAAGCACCAGCUGCUGCUGCUGCCGAGGCAGAGGCUGAGGCCAAAGAGCCGGUGGCAGAGGCGCCGGUCCAGGAGGAGGCAGCGCCCGCAGCCACCGCCGCCGAAGCGUCGUCAGUGCAGGAGGAGGCAGCACCGGCCGAGGCACCUGCGGAUGCGCCCGCGGCCGCCGAGGCGGUGCCGGCAGAGGCACCAGCUGCUGCCGCCGACGCCGACAAGGCCACCGAGUGAGUUGAUGCGCGCGGGUGCGAUCGUGCCCCGUGAGCUAGCCUUUGCCUGGCUUCCGUGCGCGUGUCCUGGCAUGCCAUGGCACCGUACCCAGUUCGUUUAUUAUUGGAUCCGUAUGUGUAGGCGUAUUUCGUGAGUGGUCGUCGUCGUCGUCGCCUGGGUGCAUUGUACGUGACGUAGCUGCGUACAAGGUCUAGCUAGCAGUCGUAUGUGUGUCGUACUCAGGUGGUCUCAAUAAUGAGUCUGUGUCUUGCGUUCCGGGUCCCACUGUCAGUGAUGUCAUGGCGUCACUGGCUUUGGAGCCUAUUUUUCGUCUCCUUUUUCUUGGUAUUUCCGUUGGUUAAUAUAUAUGUGUAGCUAUUUGUUUGUGUACUGUGUUGGUACUAAAGAAAGCGUGUGAUUUGUGUAA
This is a messenger RNA of Triticum aestivum (bread wheat), 1562 nucleotides long. RefSeq names its product fibrous sheath CABYR-binding protein. Lineage: Eukaryota; Viridiplantae; Streptophyta; Magnoliopsida; Poales; Poaceae. Bases 239 to 1156 code for a protein of 305 amino acids. The record is from RefSeq and is a predicted model, not a curated record. The transcript has 2 exons.